This is a messenger RNA of Dendroctonus ponderosae (mountain pine beetle), 3399 nucleotides long. RefSeq names its product multiple C2 and transmembrane domain-containing protein (gene Mctp). Gene Ontology annotation, cellular component: synaptic vesicle membrane. Gene Ontology annotation, biological process: regulation of neurotransmitter secretion. Gene Ontology annotation, molecular function: calcium ion binding. The record is from RefSeq and is a predicted model, not a curated record. Lineage: Eukaryota; Metazoa; Arthropoda; Insecta; Coleoptera; Curculionidae.
AUUCUCCUCUCAGUAGAACUUGCGGGGACACCACAAGCUCCCCAGGGGGAUCGCCAAAACCUCGAGCGCCCACUCCAGGGGUUCUGGCAGGACUGGACCUGUUGCCGCUGACUUCGAGCGAUGAAAUCAGCAGGCGCAGAGAACAUGCCCUUCGCCAACACUCGUUUUUCCAACUCAGGAUUUACCUUCGCAGAGGACACGGGCUGGUAGCGAUGGAUAAAAAUGGUUUGAGUGACCCUUAUGUAAAAUUCAAAGUCGGCGGGCGGCUAAUUUAUAAAUCGCGCACGAUAUACAGGGACCUGAAUCCGGUCUGGGACGAAAGUUUUACUGUGCCCAUCGAAGACCCGUUUCUUCCAAUUUCCAUUAAGGUGUUUGACUACGACUGGGGCUUGCAGGAUGAUUUUAUGGGAUCCGCCACUCUGGACUUGAGCACUUUAGAUAUAGGCCGCAACAACGACUUAACACUCGCUUUACAAGAUCCGUCCCGUCCGGAGAUUUGCCUUGGCGAGAUCUACAUUACCGCCACACUCUAUCCGAAAACUCAAGAGGACAAAGAGCAAUAUUUCCAGAAAAACAGUCGCAUUCAAGACGUGAAUAAGCGACUGAAAUCGCAAAUCUGGAGCUCGGUGGUGACGAUUGUUCUCAUCGAGGGCAAAAACCUGCUGGCCUGCGAUCCGGAAACCGGAACUUCAGAUCCUUACGUCAAGUUUAGAUUAGGCAAUGAGAAGUAUAAGAGCCGGAUUAUUUGGCGAUCGCUGAAUCCGCGAUGGCUGGAGCAGCUGGAUCUUCAUCUGUACGAUGAUGGAGAUCAACAGCUGGAAAUCACCGUGUGGGACAAGGAUAGGACUAGGGAUGAUUAUAUCGGGAGAUGCGUAAUAAAUUUAAUGGAAAUGGAGCGGGAACGAACGUACAAUUUAUGGCAGGAGCUGGAAGACGGCGCCGGAUCGCUCCAUUUAUUACUCACCAUUAGUGGCACCACGGCAUCCGAGACUAUUUCCGACUUGACCACCUACGAGCAAAACUACAGGGAGAAGGAGAACCUUCUGAAUCGAUAUGUCUGGCAUCGGACAUUUCACAAUCUCAAAGACGUGGGCCAUCUCACUGUUAAAGUCUUCAAAGCGAACGGCCUAGCGGCCGCUGAUAUCGGUGGCAAAAGCGACCCAUUUUGCGUAUUGGAGCUGGGAAAUGCCCGUCUUCAGACCCAAACCGAGUACAAGACCCUCACGCCGCAAUGGAACAAGAUUUUCACUUUUAACGUGAAGGAUAUCAAUAAUGUGCUGGAAAUCAUCGUUUUCGACGAAGAUCGUGAUCACAAAGUGGAGUUUCUUGGCAAAGUCGCGAUCCCUCUGUUGCGAAUCCGCAACGGGGAAAAACGUUGGUACGCCCUCAAGGACAAAAAGCUACGCAGCAGAGCGAAAGGAAACUCGCCGCAGAUUUUAUUGGAGUUGAGUAUCAUUUGGAACCCGAUAAGGGCGUGCAUUCGCACCCUGAACCCCAAAGAGGAGAAGUUCAUGCAGACCGAAAUGAAGUUUAAGCGGCAGGUUUUUGUACGCAACGUGCUCCGUUUGAAGGUGUUUUUGAUGCACUUUUUGGAAAUCGGCAAAUUCUUCCAGGAUUGUUUCGAGUGGGAGUCAACUGUUCAAAGCUUCGCCGCUCUUGUGGUCUGGCUGAUCUUGUGCUACUACUUCCAGCCCUGGAUGUUGCCAGUUGGCGGCCUGCUGAUUUUCCUCAAACAGUACGUGAUUUGCCAGUUAUCCGGCACCCCCCAAGUGCCGUGGGACGAACUUGCCGACUCGGAUAUCGACGAAGAAGACGAAGAUGACAAGGAAAAGGAGGAAAAGAAAAGCUUGAAGGAGCGACUGCUGGCCAUCCAGGAAGUGACCCAAGGGGUGCAAAACGCAAUAGGGAAAAUUGCCUCACUGCUCGAGAGCAUUAAAAACAUGUUCAAUUUCGCCGUUCCCUAUCUGUCUUGGAUAGCGAUUUCCUUGCUGCUAAUCGCCACCUGUGUACUUUAUCUGAUCCCCAUCAAGUACCUGCUGAUGCUGUGGGCGACCAACAAGUUUCUGAGGCGCAUUUUCCGGCCUCAUGUGGUUCCAAACAACGAAGUCCUCGACUUGCUCUCCCGCAUCCCCGACGACGAGAUGCUGACGUACAUAAAAUUAUUGGGCGUGAGCCUGUCCACCCAUCUGGGCCGACUCUCAGUCAUACGCUGGUACUUGCAGCUGGACUACAAGGACCUGAAGCUGCUCUCUAGUCCAGAUAGCGCUGACCGACGUCCCCACCCCAAGAAGAAGCACAAAGCUUCCUAGUGGAGCGACAAGGUGCUGGCGAACUUCCGCGAUCGGUGGAAAGUCACAUUUGAGAGGAGUCUUGAUAAGUCUGAUUAGUUUUAUUCGGUUCUUGGUCGAUUAUUGGCGAUCGGCCAUUGUUUGCAAUGGGAGGUCGAUUGCUGAUUGUCGGGAAAAUAUCAAAUUUCUUGUAUUAUAUAAGUGGGAACCUCAAAAAAAUUUCUACACUAUGGGAAACAACGAGUCUUUCGAGAUUUGUCGUUCACUGUGUUGGUGGCUUUUUUGCGAUUCCUCCCUGUUUGUGAUAAAUAGGAGUUUAACUCGGUGUUGGGUUGUUUAGGGCCCUUUCCAGCCCACUAUCCCAGGGACAAAUUGACUAAGUGAAUAACGUUACUAGUUCCAUUUCAUUCACAGUUCGAACUCUUUCAAUGGCACUUUUUGAGGUGUUGCGACUACCAUUUGCACGUAUUUAAUCAUCCAAAUACUAUGGUGAUCUACCAUGUCCCUUUAGUCCAAAUUUAACCAGAAAUAGUCCAACAGCAUUGUAGAUCACCCGGUUUAAUUAAAACAGUUGUGACAGUCAGUCAAUGUUUUCAUAUUUAUAUCAAGUAGAAACUAAGAAACCUUCUUUGCGUUUAAGCUAUUGGUGGAUAUAACAACAAUUUUCUCUUGCUAGUUUUCCAAUUGGUGCUUGACUUUUUAGGUAUAAGGAUACAUAGUUUUUACUGAAGGUUUGCGGUUGAAGCGCAAGCGAGCGGAACAAGGCCAGUGCGUUAAUGCCUGCAUCGGAGUGAGAAGGAGAAUCCCCUCAUGUCCCGUUCUAUCACAGGCGUUGCACGCCUUGCCUUGUCGCACUCGCUUAUUCUUCAACUACCAAACUUGUUUUGAGCAGCUCCGUUGAAUUGAUUCCAUAACUCUUAGCUUUACGUUGUUUUGUCUUGCCCGUAAAUUGUUACUGUAAAUAAAAUAUUUAUAAAUAAAAUGAUCGCCGUCUUUAAAGCGCAUAAAGCACUCAUAUUAAUGCACAGCGUGAUUUUUCCUAAUGUAAAUUGCCAAUUAUCAAAGUGAUAUCGAUGUAAGAUUUCUAAUAAACUUAUGUACAUAACUCAAA